Molecule: messenger RNA, 973 nt
Organism: Anguilla rostrata (American eel)
Lineage: Eukaryota; Metazoa; Chordata; Actinopteri; Anguilliformes; Anguillidae
Gene: mrpl20
Product: mitochondrial ribosomal protein L20
Exons: 4
Coding region: 58-507 (149 amino acids)
Biological process (GO): translation; ribosomal large subunit assembly
Cellular component (GO): mitochondrial ribosome
Molecular function (GO): rRNA binding; structural constituent of ribosome
Source: RefSeq, a predicted model, not a curated record
UAUAGAGGUCAGUGUACAUAAAUACAAAACAAAAAACAACGGCGACGUUUCGGAAACAUGGUAUUUCUUACUUUAUCUUGUUGGAUUCGUAGCCGAGGGCCGGAUCGAUAUUGGAGGGUACAAGAAGUCCUGAAGAAUGCACGGCACUUUCGGGGAAGGAAGAAUCGGUGUUAUAGCCUGGCCGUGAGAGCGGUCCGCAGGGCGUUUGUGUACGCCACCAAGGCACGCAAGGCCAAACGGCAUCACAUGCGACAGCUGUGGAUUUCCCGCAUCGCUGCUGCUUCCCGGGAGCAUGGUAUGAAGUAUCCAGCACUCAUCCACAACCUAGUGAAGACCAACGUGCAGGUGAACCGACGAAUCCUGAGCGACUUGGCGAUAACUGAGCCGCGCUCGUUCCUCUCCCUCGCCGCGCUGGCCAAGGCACGGCGGGAGGAGGGGUUUCGAGCGGCGCUCGGCGACGGCAAAGAACCCGCCGGCGUCUUUUCCCGCAUUGUCCAGUCUCACUAACCCUGUCCCCCCUCAGCCCCAACUGGUUGAGUGCGGUUGUCUUCCUGUCCUCUGCCAGUGGGCCACAGUGUGAGCCCACCUCAUUCCCCAGCUGUACUGAGCUCCUUCAGUCGCUGCUCACACUGGCCACUUAAGCACAGCUGCAGCAGGGCUUCAUCUCCGCAGCGUGUAACCAGGGAUACGGAUGAGAAGGUUCCAGUUUGACUGCCAUCUGCACUGGCCACUCAGGUGCACCCAGACUGUUCUCAAUCAUCCAGUAGCGAACAGCAAUAUUCAGAUAAAAUGGCCACUGGUCAAUAGGUAGACUGGCGGAGACGUUUGACUUUUUUUUUUUUUUUUUACCUGUGAUGUCUGAUCUUUGACAUUCUUUGUGCUCUGUUGUUGCAUUACUUAUAAACACCUGUGUACUUGCUUUCCUUGAAUAACUCAAGAAUGUUGAAGCAAUCAAUAAAACAAUUUUUUGUUA